UUUUUAUUCCAUGAUUUUUCUGUCAGCUCCGUGUUCUGCGCAUGCGUGUUUAGGCAGCUCCGGUGGAAGAGGAAGCAAAGAUGACUGUUCAUAAUCUGUACAUUUUCGACCGAAAUGGAAACUGCCUUUUUUAUAACGAGUGGAACAGGAAAAAACAGGCGGGCAUCUCCAAAGAAGAGGAGUUUAAACUCAUGUACGGGAUGCUGUUCUCCAUCAGGUCCUUCGUCAGUAAAAUGUCGCCCCUGGACAUGAAGGACGGGUUUCUUUCGUUCCAGACCAGUAAAUACAAACUUCAUUUCUACGAGACGUCGAGUGGACUCAAGUUUGUCCUGAACACAGAUCUGUCUGUGUCCAACGCCCGAGACACGCUGCAGCAGAUCUACAGCAACCUGUACGUGGAACACAUCGUGAAGAACCCUCUCUGUGCUGUGGGACAAACUCUGGACUCUGAACUCUUCUGUUCCAAACUGGACACGUUCAUCAAAGCUCUGCCCUACUACAGCCCCCGAGCCGCCUAGUGCCCCUCUGACCCCUGACCCCCAUCUGACCCCUCUGACCCC
Messenger RNA from Boleophthalmus pectinirostris (great blue-spotted mudskipper), 560 nucleotides. It is a transcript of the gene trappc1, whose product is annotated as trafficking protein particle complex subunit 1. The record is from RefSeq and is a predicted model, not a curated record. The coding region runs from base 81 to 518 and encodes 145 amino acids. Gene Ontology annotation, cellular component: TRAPP complex. Gene Ontology annotation, biological process: endoplasmic reticulum to Golgi vesicle-mediated transport. The transcript is spliced from 5 exons. NCBI's taxonomy places the organism in Eukaryota, Metazoa, Chordata, Actinopteri, Gobiiformes, Gobiidae.